CGUCAUUCACCUUAUCCUGUGAUCCUCGGUGCUAACCCGUCCUUACCCGAAACUGCGAAUACAAAAAAGGUCCCCGCACCAGGCAGACACGAUGCACAAUCAUCACCUCGACACCCAUCGAAGGCGUCAGUCCCAACUGCAGACUCUAGCCAUGGAUUUCAACGGCUUCCACGAACUGCCAGAGGAGAUCAUCGACCACGUCUGCGCCAAUCUCCCCAAGCAGGACAUCCAUAAUCUCAGGUUGACUUGCAAACAUCUUGCAGCCAAGUCAUACCAUCAAUUCCUAGUGUGCCAUUUCCGGGCCGCCCAGUUCAUAUUCACGGAAGAGAGUCUGAGGACCCUGAUCAGCUUUGCGAAAGACCCGAAAAUCGGACCGGCCAUCAAAGAGCUGCAGCUAUGCCUGGUUACUUUUCCUCCGCAAAAGAAGCACGGUAUCCACGAGAACCCGCUUACCGAGCAGGAGAAAAAGGAGGCUUCCGAUAUUAAGCUGGUCGCUAAAACAGAGUUUGGCCCAAAACGCGUAUCGGAGACGGUUGACUCCGUACUGGAAGAGAGGCUGACGGCGUACUCCACCCAGCUGAAGCGGAAUCGACGAAGGCUAUAUAGCCGAUAUGAACAUGAUCAGCAUACCAUGCGGACAAAGAGCACAGAUGUAGAGAUGCUGAGUGAAGCGCUCCGCCUCCUUCCAGCCCUUGACAGCAUUACGCUGAUGGACCGACUUGACCGGAAUGACCCGCCUUGGGGAGCUAGGAAGAUCGUAAAUGAUACCAGCCUGUGGCCCGUGGCUGCAAGUGUGGCUGCAAUCCAGGAUGACGCGGAGCUUCGACACUAUUGGUUUUGGUCCGCCGUGGAACACGGUAACAAGAUCGAACGGCGCCUCAAGGCCUUCUCUGCGCAUAGCAUCGGUGUUGUUCUAGGUGCUAUUUACAGAAGUAGAAUCAAGCUCAAGGGCUCGUUGUCCUUCCGGUCAGCACCCUACAGCCUCCUUUUCCCAAUGACUCCUACCUCUCGGAACAAGACACCCCUGUCUACUCCAGCGAAAACAUUUGCCGAGAGCCAGAUUGAGGAACUGAAGCCUGCCAUGUCCAAGCUCACAGCUUUCUCAGUGAGCCUCUACGAAUAUCUCCGGGGCCUUGACCGUUGGGGCCUUGGGGAUUCGGCCGGUGUUGGCGAGGGUGUCCCGCUUGGAUGGAUCCUCAAACUCCUGCCGUUCAUGUCCGCCCUUCAGCGACUACACAUCGUCGGCGAGGGCUUCCGUGGCCUAACAGAAGAGAAGGAUCUUUGGAAAAGCUUCGCGGAUGAUAAGGUCUGCCUACCAAAGCUUUGCCAGUUGGAAAUUAGGUCAACCCAGUUCCGCGUCGCAGAUCUCUGUCAGGUAUUCGCCAACCACCGGGAUACACUUCAGGACGUUAGCAUUCAAGACUCUAUACCAAGCGGCGGGAACUACUUACAUCUUCUGCAAGCUUUGACGGAACUUCCGGCUAUGCGCGUCGUUGACCUUCUGAACGGCGCACCAUCAGCGCAUGUCUGGGUGCAACCACCUCGUGCCUCGGUAUUGCCGGGAUUUGGCACAUGCCACUUUCAUGCCGAAGGCCAGAGCCCAAGCAAGUUUCAGUGGGAGCUGAGAAGCCAAAUCCAGCCGCACCUUACGGCCAUCGGACUGACGCUUGAACAAGUGGCACAAUCAUUGUCAUAGGGAAGCAUCAGGCUGCUGCUUGUUACUUCCAUAGCAUUUUGCUACAGAAGAUAAAAAUGUUUCUGAGACGUUAUCAUACAUUUCUAUGUCUA
Trematosphaeria pertusa is the source of this 1788-nucleotide messenger RNA. RefSeq lists its product as uncharacterized. The transcript has 2 exons. The record is from RefSeq and is a predicted model, not a curated record. Bases 92 to 1696 code for a protein of 534 amino acids. Gene Ontology annotation, molecular function: protein binding. Lineage: Eukaryota; Fungi; Ascomycota; Dothideomycetes; Pleosporales; Trematosphaeriaceae.